Molecule: messenger RNA, 3657 nt
Organism: Notodromas monacha
Lineage: Eukaryota; Metazoa; Arthropoda; Ostracoda; Podocopida; Cyprididae
Source: the annotation of a GenBank genome assembly
AUGUGUCUUAUUUCGGCUGGAAAUGAGAACGGGCCAUUUGAGUUCACAUUCAAAUGGGCAUGGGUGUCAUUUUCGGAUCAUAACUACUUCGUCAAUGAAACCCAUCGACACGUCGAAGUCCUUGUUGACAGGAAAGGAUAUUUGGGAGAACAAUCGAGCAUUGGAAUAUCUGUGCAGCCCUUGACAGCGGUUCGAGGAAAGGAUUUUGAAUUGGUGCCACUUGGAAUUGAGACAGGAUUAGUCGAAUUUGCCCCAGGGCAACGACGAGGAGUUUACAGAAUCAAAAUUCUGGAUGAUCCGAAUUUCGAGCGCCCGGAAACGUUUGCGCUUUCUUUGGUCGAACCGAAAAACGCUGCUGUUGUCAACUCGGAACUCAAGUCAGCAAUUGUACAAAUCGAAGAUCCCGAAGAUGAGCCGACGGUAUUCAUUGCGACAAGAUCCUACUCCGUCGAGGAGAAAUCCGGCAGCGUGAAAAUCGUCGUUCAUCGGAAAGGCGACAUUUCGAAUGAAAUGUCCGUUGAUUGUUUGACUCGAGAUGGAACUGCUGUUGGCGGGGAUGCGAAAGCGACAGCGCCGGUCGAUUUCGUGUGGCGCAAAAUCGAGCGUUCCUCGGCUUCCGCUUACCGCUUGAAUUUCAAACCGGAACAGGAAACUGCUCACUGCAUCAUCGACAUAAUCAACGAUGUCAAGUAUGAGGAAGAUGAGCAAUUCGGCGUUUAUUUGUCGAACGCACGCGGCGGUCGAAUCGCCGAACACGAAACUUCCGUCACGAUUCUUGCGGAUGCUGCCGACGUUCCUCUGUUUUACUUCGGGAACGAGGAAUACCGAGUCGGGGACUCGGAAAAGUUCGUGAAUGUGACGGUGUGGCGAACUGGUCCUGAUUUAUCGCAGGAUUCCCGAGUGACUUUGAGACUGACUUCUGUGAAGCAUGUGCCGGAUCGAGACGGGACUUCCGUGGCUUACAGUUCGGGAAAUAUGGUCGGGUUCGAGGUCAAGUCGUUGACAGUGAAUGAGAACUCAGGUGUGGUGUCGGUUCCGGUGAAGCGCUGGGGAGAUUUGAGUUAUCCGGUGACCCUUGCUUGCCACACCAGGUCACGUUCAGCAAGCGCUGGGUCAGAUUUUGUCGAACGACGCGCGAACUCUGAAGACUCCGUGAUCGAAUUCAAAUCUGAACCCAUGAUUCAAUUUGCGAGUGAUAAACUAAGGAUUGCGGAGCCGAAGACAGCUAUUAAAUCGCCGGGAAGACUAGCUGUUGAACUUGUUCGAACUGGAGACGUUUCAUCGUCUUCAGUGAUCCACAUUUAUUCCAAAGAUGGAUCAGCAAAAGCUGGAAAGGACUUUGAAGCCGUUAGCAAAGAUGUGAGAUUUGCCGUGGGAUCAACGUCAGUUGAAAUCGAAGUGAAGGUAUUUUUUGACAAUGUGAAAGAAGACACCGAGACAUUCUUCCUACUGCUCAGACCAGUCGGGAACAAGGCCAACGGUGUUGUCAAAUCCAACAGGAGGAAAACUACAGUUCAAAUUUUGGACGGUGGUUUGAGUGAAUUGGUUGCUUUUCCUGCUCCUCCAAUUGUGGCAUCUUUGCGAGACCUGGACUUUGCAGCAGUUGCUCAAAUUGAGCCCAUGAAUGGUUAUCCUUUGGUCUGCAUUUCGUCGUGUCAUCGAAAACAUCCGGAUUUUGCCAAUGGGACAGAAAAGAUUUGCAACAAGGAAGGGAUUGACGAUUCAAUGACAAGAUUCCGGUGGAAGAUCAGUGGGUCAACGAGUGAAGAAUUGCUAGAUUUGAAUGACGAUACCAUCUUCACAAGGGUUGAUAGAAUUACGUUGGACAGCAUUUACUUGACGCCAGGUGGUCGGGUCCAGUGUUUGACAACUGCAGUGGCAAUAGAUGGGAAAAAGGGGAUCGAAACGGCUUCAAACAUUGUCCGGAUUUCAAAAACUCGGGGCUUGUGUCCUCGCAAACACGACGCUUUCGGUUCCGAACCUUUCUUGUCGAAAAUCCGCUACUCGGACGACCCUUCGCACCCAGAUUUAGUGGAAUUCGACGUUAUUGUCCCUCAUGCCGACGGAUUGCUGCCGGUUUUCUCCACAAGACCAAUUUUGAAGCCGCUCCAAAUAACUCUAAGUCCUCUGAGCACAGUUCGUACAUCUGAGCAUUUUUGCUCGAAUCUGCUGCUUCCUGAAGAGCAACCGACGAGGUUUGGUUUCAACAUGAAAACGACAUUCAGUCGCGGAGACAAUUUCCGGGAAAUCGGAGAAGUCGAACCUUAUCAAUUGGACGCCUCUCUUCGGGGAAAAGAAGCCGUGGUUUUAUACAGUCAUUUGGACUUGGAUUCGUGUUCAUGGAUGUUCCGAAGCUUCUUCAACAUGUCUGACUUGAUGUCCAAAUGCGGUGGCAUGAUCUCGACGGAAAAUCAGGUUUUGAAUUUGGUCCAGUCUUUUGUGAGUGUGACUCACGGGAACAUGUACUCGAUGCAACGGUUGACAUUCAUGUACAACACAGCUGUCUUGUCGGAUGAAAGCGUCGCUGCAGUUUCGUCUCGGAAAUCAUCUGGGAAAUUGCAUCCUCAAAGCAUGCGUCUGCUUCCUGAUGGCAGACUUGAAGUGAAAUUUAAGACAAAACCCUUCUUCAGAGGGUUUUAUCUACUUCAAAACAACGAAGGAGACAAAUCGUACGUGAUAUCGAAAGAUCAUCCUCAUUUGCAAUUCGAUAUUAAGCUGCUGAAGACCGAGGACACCAUUGAAAAACCUCAGCAGGAGUGGAUUUUCAUUUCGGACUACGCUGUUGGCGAUUACUCGGGAACAUAUUCCAUCAACAUGAUUCCAUGCCUGAUGUCACCGUCGACACCAUAUGCAUCCACUUCUUCCAGUUCGGAAAUAGGGGACUCGAAAGAUUCCGGACGAGCCCCGAUGUCAUCAAUGCGUUUGCCACCGGAAGCGAGUUGCACUGCGCAAAAAAUGUCGGGUUUCACACUCAAGAUCCGUUUCCAGCAGCUGUCUGAUCCCGUGCCUUCCAAAUUCUCGCUUAACACGCAAUUCUUGCUGCUGAAGAAGAAAAUUUCAGUGGCUGCGUCAGCGUCUAGAAUUCACACGGACAACAGUGCUGGAAUUUUGGCAGAAUUUUCUUCGGACUCGGAGGAAGCUUUCGUGCCUGAGGACUACAUUCAUGGGGUGCUAAGGAUGAAUCCACUGGAGAAUUGGGGUGGACAUUUUGGUCUCAGAAUUGAAAAGUGUUUCCUAUGUGCGGGUGACAACAGUCAUGUGCCGAAGUUUAAUCCGAACCUGGAGGAAUAUGGAUGCAUUUUACCAAGCCCAAGAUUGAAGCAUCACUUCAAAAUUCUCGCUGCGUAUGGAACUCAGUGGUUUGUCCACUGUCUGUACACGAUUCGAUCUACUUCAGACAAACCCCCGGUUUCCCCCCAAUCUAUCAACAGAGACAAACGUUCUGCAAAUUCGGAUUUUCCAGAAGAAGACAGUGACAUAUAUGACUAUCAUCACGCUGUUUUCGAUCCUCUUCACAACGAGGAUCUGUCGAGAGUGCGACGAUCUCUGGAGCACACGAGACACGCCGAAUCAUCUGAUCGUCGGGACUCGAAUAAGCAAACCAGGCGACGGAAAAACAAGACGAAAUUCAGGGACAAAUCAUCUGUUUCAGCAUCA